Messenger RNA from Pollicipes pollicipes, 627 nucleotides. RefSeq names its product protein dead ringer homolog. The transcript has 6 exons. Lineage: Eukaryota; Metazoa; Arthropoda; Thecostraca; Pollicipedomorpha; Pollicipedidae. Gene Ontology annotation, biological process: regulation of transcription by RNA polymerase II. Gene Ontology annotation, molecular function: DNA binding. The record is from RefSeq and is a predicted model, not a curated record. The annotation marks the transcript as partial. Gene Ontology annotation, cellular component: nucleus.
AUGACGCUGUGGAACUUGUACAGCAACAGACAGCCGCCGCCGUCGCCGCCGCUCAGGAGGCCCGAGGGCAUGGGCCUGGCGCCGCAGAGCGAGGCCCUCAACCUCGGCGUUCACAGGGAGAUGGCCAGGCAAGAAAGAGAACGAGAUGAGGAGCGCGAGAGGGAGUGCGAGCUGGUGCAGGAGCGCCUGUACGAGAUAGACGACAACCCCAAGAGGAAGGAGUUCCUAGACGACCUGUUCCGGUUCAUGCACAACAGAGGGACCCCAAUAAGUCGUCUGCCAAUCAUGGCGAAGCAGGUGCUGGACAUGUACGAGCUGUACAACUUGGUGGUAGCCCGUGGUGGGCUGGUGGAAGUCAUCAACAAGAAGCUGUGGCAGGAGAUCAUUAAGGGCCUGAAGCUGCCCUCUUCCAUCACCUCUGCAGCCUUCACCCUGCGCACACAGUACAUGAAGUACCUGUACCCGCAAGAGUGUCAGAAGGAGAACCUGAGCAGUCCGUCGGACCUGCAGGCAGCCAUAGACGGCAACCGACGCGAGGGGCGCAGGGGCGGAUACAGUAACGCCUCUUACGCCGACUUCGUGCAGAGGUCGCCGCUCAUGGCCAGCUCGAUGGCGCAGUCGUUCGGC